This is a messenger RNA of Colletotrichum fioriniae, 252 nucleotides long. The record is from RefSeq and is a predicted model, not a curated record. NCBI's taxonomy places the organism in Eukaryota, Fungi, Ascomycota, Sordariomycetes, Glomerellales, Glomerellaceae.
AUGUCGGACUCCCCCCAAUCUCCUCCCAAGGAUGUCGACCAAGGUGUACAAUCACCGGAAGAGGAACAAAUGAACGAGGCUCAAGACCCACAGUCCGGUGGACUCACCUAUGAGUUCGAGGUCAAGGAGCAGGACCGCUGGUUGCCCAUAGCCAAUGUCGCCUUGCUCGCUCUCCGCUUCCACUCGCCGGUCCUUGACGUGGUUACGGAUCAUCUAAACAAAGCAUCACCAAAGACGGCAGCGAAGGACUAG